AGUACAGACAUUUGUGCUACCGAAUUAACAACAAAAUUGUUAAAGAAACCAUUAAAAUAUAUUAUUUUUAGAGAUUAUUUUAUACAUAAAUUUGGUAUAAUAUAGGAGUGAAUAACUAUGUGAGGAAUAACAGUAAUUUUCUAAGUUCAUGUCAUCAUAAAAAUGGGAGCGCAAAAUAUGGACGUCGCAUACAUAUGUCAUUACGCUGAUUAAAUUUCCGAGGGGGCUGUGGGGCGCGCGCGAGGGCGGGAUGCACCCCGCGGCCAGGUGACGCUGCCGCCUACACCCGCGGAACAUGUCAUGGGACUCCCUCGAGUCGCGCGACUUCCUCAGCGGGGUGCCGGCACACCAGCUCUCGGCUACGCGGCUGCUCAGCUCCCCUGACCCGUCGCGACACCACCUGGAAGAUGGGCCAGAAGUAUAUUCGUUCUCGGAAGAGUUCGCGGCGGGUCGCAACGGGGCGGCGCGGUGGUCGACGCGCUUCGGCCCCGCGCACCGCCCCGCCGCCGGCCUGCUCGACUGCUUCCGCGGCUGUCGGGCGCGCCUCGACGACUACCUCGCGAAACGAAAGAUCGAGCGCGGGGUGAGACUCUACGGGCACAACGAGCAGCACGCGGCGGUGAAGGUGUGGCUAUCGGCGUUACGGGGCGUGCGCCUGCGCAGCGACAAGUUCGCGCUGCUAGGCCACCUGUACCAGGCGUACAUGGACUUCGGCAAGUACCGGGAGUCGCUGCAGUUCGCCGGCCAGCAACUCAGCAUAUCGGAGGAGCUGGACUCCGCGCCGAUGCGCGCUGAGGCCUACCUCAACUUGGCGAGGGCACACCAAACGCUGGGUGGACUUGAUCGAGCGCUAUUCUACGCCCGUCACGCUCUGUACAACGACUGCGGCGGCGGCACGACGGCGGGCAGCGUCCACCUCACCGUAGCAACUGUCAACCUCGAGCUCGGCGCCUUCUCCAAGGCCAUGGACGGCUUCCAGAAGGCUCUGAACGUGGCGCAAGCGGCUAAAGACAACACGCUGCUGCUACAGGUGUACGUGGGUCUAUCGGAGCUAUGGCGUCGUCUGCGCGAUACGGAGCGGGCUGUAGCGUGCGCGGCGCGAGCGUGCGACCUGGGCCGCGGGCCGCGCGCAGCCGACCUCAACACGCGACAUCAUCGCGCGGCGCUGCUGCAGAUGGCGGCGGCGCUGCGGGCGCGCGGAGAGCUCGGUGAUGCGCAUGACUACUGCCAUGAGGCGCUACGCCUGUCAACGGUAGCGGGUGACCAGGGUUGCUACGCGCGCGCCACGCGCAUCAACGGCGACGUCUACAGAAGGAAGUGCGAAUACGCUAAAGCUUUGAGGUACUACGAGGCGGCGAUGGGCGCGGGUCAGGCGCUGGAGGACCGGUUGGCACAGAUGGAGGCGAUGGACGGCGCCGCGCGGUGCCUGGAGGCGCUACGAGUGCAGGGCCGCAUCUGCAACUGCCGCCCGCUAGAGUUCAACCGCCGCCUGCUAGAGGUCGCCACGUCGGUUGGAUCGCAGAUGCUGGUGCGUCGCGUGCGCCUGCGGCUGGCGGACAUCUACACGGCGCUGGGCGACAACACGGAGGCGGCGCGGCAGCGGCGGCAGCUCGGCGCGUGGGCGGCGCCGGCGUGCGCGCGAUGCCGCGAGCCGCUCGCCGAGCGCGCCGAGCCGCUCGCGAGCCUGCCCUGCGCGCACAUCGUUCACCACGCCUGCAUGCCGGAGUCGUGGUCGCGGCGGUCGACGCGCAGCUCGGGCGGGGUGGAGUGUGCGGAGUGCGCCUCCCCCCGCGCGCCGCCCCGCCUACCGCCCCCCGCACCGCCCGCGCCCCGCAACCUGCCCGCUCAGGACUUUCCGUUCGGCACCCCUCCAAUGCUGCGCGAGCCCGACAUCAACUCCGUGCUGUCCGAUCAGAGCAGCCAACAGGCAACGUCCAGCGUUUAAUAUUACUUCUAACCUUUCUUUUUAAUCACUUACCUCCUUAUUAAUAAAAUUAAUUACUCGUACUACGCUUACGCUAACGUGGUCGUCAUUUUCUGAUGCCUACUCUCGGAGGUUUCUUGACAGGAGUUCAUAUUUUCGACAGUAUAUUUAUAAAAUAUUUUCAUCGGCUAAUCGAAAGCGCUAUGAUCAACGAAUAACAAGGCACGGUAUGUCAUACAAAGUAAUUUGUAUAAAGUUUCGCGCUGUGAUACGCCACUUGUACCUUAGUUAACAAAAGAGUUCGAACCUUUUUGUAUGGAGCGUGGC
This is a messenger RNA of Aricia agestis (brown argus), 2251 nucleotides long. Its product is annotated as 43 kDa receptor-associated protein of the synapse homolog. Lineage: Eukaryota; Metazoa; Arthropoda; Insecta; Lepidoptera; Lycaenidae. The transcript is spliced from 13 exons. The record is from RefSeq and is a predicted model, not a curated record. Gene Ontology annotation, molecular function: protein-membrane adaptor activity; acetylcholine receptor binding. Gene Ontology annotation, biological process: chemical synaptic transmission. Bases 296 to 1945 code for a protein of 549 amino acids.